Pyrenophora tritici-repentis Pt-1C-BFP is the source of this 786-nucleotide messenger RNA. RefSeq names its product PpiB, Peptidyl-prolyl cis-trans isomerase (rotamase). Gene Ontology annotation, molecular function: peptidyl-prolyl cis-trans isomerase activity. Gene Ontology annotation, biological process: protein folding; protein peptidyl-prolyl isomerization. The record is from RefSeq and is a predicted model, not a curated record. Lineage: Eukaryota; Fungi; Ascomycota; Dothideomycetes; Pleosporales; Pleosporaceae.
UCCGUGCCGUUCCCCAGUUUCGCGCUCCGGUCAACAAACGCUUCUUCACCCCUUCGGCAUACACAUGACUAUCAAAGCUUACUUUGAUUGCUCCUGGACUGGGCCCGAAGUCCAGGUGGACAACGCUGGCAAUGUCACCAAGCAGGGCGAGGUCAAAGCCCAGACCGGUCGCAUCAACUUCGAGGUUUAUGACGAUGUCGUUCCCAAGACGGCUGAGAACUUCCGCGCUCUCUGCACGAGCGAGAAGGGCUUUGGGUACAAGGGCUCCAAGUUCCACCGUGUGAUCCCGGACUUCAUGCUUCAGGGUGGUGAUUUCACUCGCGGCAACGGCACUGGUGGCAAGUCCAUCUAUGGCGAGAAGUUUGCCGACGAGAACUUCAAGCUCAGGCACGACAAGCCCUUCCUUCUGUCCAUGGCCAACGCCGGCCCCAACACCAACGGCUCUCAGUUUUUCAUCACCACCGUCGUUACCUCCUGGCUUGACGGCAAGCACGUUGUCUUUGGCGGCGUUCCCGACGGCGAUGUCGAGUCUUACAAGGUUGUCCGAGCAAUCGAGCUCACUGGUAGCGGAAGCGGCACCAUCAAGUACAAGGACGGCCAGCCUACUAUUACCGGCGCUGGUACUCUGUAAAUGGCUGGGAAAGGGCGGCAUACUGUUUGCGACAGUUAUCAUAUUUAUCAACUGUCACAUGCAAUGACAACCUCUCAGGAAGCUGCAGUCGCCGGUGCAGUUCCACAACUCUUCUGGUAGUUACGAUUAAACGAUAUAUCACUCAACUCCCAAAA